This is a messenger RNA of Linum trigynum, 2981 nucleotides long. NCBI's taxonomy places the organism in Eukaryota, Viridiplantae, Streptophyta, Magnoliopsida, Malpighiales, Linaceae. The record is from the annotation of a GenBank genome assembly.
UAUCACAACAAUUUUCAAACAUAGAUUUAAACAUUGAUUUGAAAAGGUAGUUGCAUCCUGAUGACUUGAUAUAUACACAUGUUUUUGUCCACCAUUCUUAUACUAUUUGAGCCUCGUCUCUCGUGUUUUAGGUCGAUUUCACGCUAGGUUUUUCUUGUUUGUGACAUUUCAGGUCCUAGUACGUGAGUGAAGGUUUGAGCAUGAGUUCGGGGUCGAUUGGACGAAGUUGGGACGUUUGAUGAAAAGUUAAGGAAAACACACGACCGUGUGACUAGGCCGUGUGGAACCCCUUUUGCGCGGGCAAAGCCACACUGGCCGUGUAAGGGCCCUUUUUGGCCGUGUGAGAUUUCCAGAGAGUUCACACGGGCAGACAUAAAUUCCACAUGAUCGUGUGGUUUUGGUCGUGUAACGCACCAAGAGUCACUUAAUCGAACGCAACGUUUUGGAGAGCCGCACGGGCAGACCUAAAUUUCACACGAUCGUGUGGCCUGGCCGUGUGAUUGGGCAGAACUGGGGUUUUAACCCAAUUUUGGGUCUUUGAAGAGGGAGACGAAUUUCCAGUGCAAAAACAAAUUCCUAGAGAGAGAAAGUGCGAAGAACAAACCUAGAGGUGAUUUUGGAGCUGGGUUUCAUCAAUCAAGCUUGGAUUUCAUCCUUGGAGUGAAGAUUAUCAUCCCAAAGCAGAUUCUUCCCAUCAUUAUGAGUAUGACUGCUUUGUAUUCCGUUUUCCUCUCUCUCUAUAUAGAGUAGAACUCUCCCUCACUUGGGUUUGAAGAACCCUAGUUCCAUGUGUUUGGGAUAAUGAUUGUAAUGACUUUUUGAUUGAUAUAUUGUUUGAUUAUAAUCGAUUGAUGCAUGAUUCAUUGAGUCAAUUGGAGUCUGAUCAACUUUUCUUUAUUUCUGCUGCAACCAGAGGUAGAUAAAAUCUGAUUAGGUUGUUAUAGCUUCUUCAAUCAAUAGUAGUGAAUCGAUUAUACAAGAGUUAGUCGAUUCAUUGAUUUGUACUGGAAUCCAAUUUCAGUAGUGGAUUUCUAUGUCAAUUGCCUCAGCGUUCUAUCCCGGUGAAGACUAGUCGUCUGCCGGGUAGUCUGUCUGAGAGGGCUUGGUCAGGUUAAGAGAUUCCAAAGCUACUGUCGGAUCUUCUGCAGUUUAAUCAACAGUAAAUAAACCAAAGGAAAUUACAACUUUGACCUAACUAAGGAGCUAGGGGGACUCAUUCCCGAAUGACUCUUCCCUUGCUUAAGAACUUCGAACCAUUUCCUGUUUCCUAACUGCUUUUGUUUAAAAUCACUCUCACUACACGUAGUCCCGCUAGAUAACAAGUAGUCACGGAGUAGGCAGUAGAUCUAGACCCCGCUUUGAUAAAUUGAACUUGCCACUAUUCUGCAUUUCCAUUAUGCGAUUGCACUUGGUCGCAAUUUGGUGUUGUGUUUUAGCGUGUCAAGUUUUUGGCGCCGUUGCCGGGGACCCUAGGUUAUUGUAGAAACGUGAACGUCUGUUAAUUUAGCAUUUUCUUUACUGCAUUCUCUCUCUUCCACCUGUGCGCCUUCACGCGUUGCUUUUGCUGAUUGCGUGCAGGUAGUGCGUGACCUGUAGCCAGUCGGGAGAUCUACUGCCAUUGGACCAGGAAAUUGAACUAACAUGUCAUAAACUCAAGCGGACUUUAAAGGUGCGACUGGCUGCAGAGGAGGCUCUUGCAUAGCUGCACAUCAACCAAGAGGAAGACAUGGGUGAGCCACAGAACAAUGAUGUGGUUGUCCCCAAUGAGAACACCAUUGGAUACUAUUGGACUGCCCGAGCCGCAGACAUGAGGUCUCCCUUCCAGCACCGUGAAGUUCCAACUAAUAACUUCGAGGUGAGCACCUCUGUCAUCACCAUGUUGCGCGCCUCGGUGGUAUUCCGUGGAAAGGAGGGGGAGUGUCCCAGAUCGCAUCUGUGGCGAUUCCACGAGCUCAUCGAUGGAAUCAAGAUAAAUGGGGUCCCAGCCGAUGCCAUCCAGCUGAGAUACUUCCCAUUCACUCUGGAGGGUCAGGCCAAGGAGUGGCUGAACACUCGGCCUCUAGGCUCGAUCACCACGUUCGCCAACCAGGUGGACAAGUUCCUCACCCGCUAUCAUCCUCCGUCAAAGACGGCGGACCUGCAGAAGCAGAUCACCCACUUUGCCCAGGAGGUAGAUGAAACCAUUUGGGAUGCUUGGGAAAGAUACACUAGUCUUUUCCUGAAGUGUCCCAAUCAUGGUUUCAAUGACGCCUUCAAGGUGGGCACAUUCUACCACGCCCUCUUCCCAGAAGACAAGCAGCUGAUUGACUCGGGUUGUGCCGGGAACAUGCUGACCAAGACGCCGCCGUAGUUGAAUCAGCUCUUUGAGGAGAUGGCAGAGAAAUGAUAUGACUGGGAUACUGCUAGGAGGUUGAGGCGCGUACCAGGCCGGGGUGUAAAUGUUGUGGGCACCCAGUCUUCCAAUUUGGUGCAGGUUGUGUCUAAACUAGUCUCAGCCAUCAAUCGGAAUGGGAUGAUUCCGGGGACAGGGCAGCAGCAGGCAAUGCAUUGCCAGUGGUGUGAGAGUGCCCAUCAUACUGUAAAAGACUGCCAGGCCAUGCGUGAGUCCAGUACACCACAGGAGCAUGUGAACUUCAUCAACAAUGCAGGCGCAACGACCCUUACAGUAAUACCUACAAUGAGGGAUGGUGCCAGCAUUCAAAUUUCUCCUAGAGUGGCAAUAUUAAUCCCAAGCCACCUAGCUUCCAAGCUCCUGCAGCUGGUUUUCAAAACCAGAGGCAGCCAUACAUGGCCCUUUAUCAGCCCAGACAGGGGCAAGCUUUUCAGUAGCCCCCACAUCAGCAGUACCAGCAGUUUGGUGCAUCUUCAUCUGUCCCAGCAUCUGUCCCAGCACCAGGCGAUCCCGUGUUAGAACUGCGGGGUUAAGUGACCACUUUGGCCAGCACUAGUACCCAGAAAUUCAAUAAAUUGGAGCAAUUCAU